AUGUUCCCUUGGGGACUGAGCUGUCUGUCCGUGCUUGGGGCGGUGGGCACUGCUCUCCUAUGCGCUGGCCUACUGCUCAUCCUAGCCCAGCACCUCUGGACCCUUCGCUGGAUGCUGAGCCGAGACCGGGCCUGUGCCCUGCCCCUGCCGAAGGGCUCCAUGGGCUGGCCCUUCCUCGGUGAAACUCUGCACUGGUUAGUUCAGGGCUCACGCUUCCACAGCUCCCGCCGGGAGCGCUACGGGAUGGUGUUCAAGACACACCUGCUGGGCAAGCCGGUGAUCCGUGUCAGUGGUGCGGAGAACGUGCGCACCAUCCUGUUGGGUGAACACCGCCUGGUGUGCAACCAGUGGCCACAGAGCGCACACAUCCUGCUGGGCUCGCACACACUGCUGGGGUCGGUUGGGGAGCCACACCGGAGGCGGCGCAAGGUCCUGGCGCACGCGUUCAGCCGCUCAGCGCUGGAGCGCUACGUGCCACGCCUGCAGGGGGCGCUGCGGCGCGAGGUGCGCUCCUGGUGCGCAGCCCCUGGGCCUAUUGCUGUCUAUCAGGCAGCCAAGAUGCUCACCUUUCGUAUGGCCGCGAGCAUCCUACUGGGUCUGCGUCUGGAUGAGGCACAGUGUGCGGAGCUGGCCCGCACUUUUGAGCAGCUGGUGGAGAAUCUCUUCUCUUUGCCCCUGGAUGUACCCUUCAGCGGCCUGCGCAAGGGCAUCCGAGCUCGGGACCAGCUGCAUCAGCAUCUGGAAGAGGCCAUUGCAGAAAAGCUUCGUGAGGGCAAGGCAGAGGAGCUAGGUGAUGCCCUGGCUCUUAUUGUCCACAGCGCCAGGGAACUUGGUCAUGAGCCCUCGGUGCAGGAACUGAAGGAGUCGGCUGUGGAACUACUCUUCGCCGCCUUCUUCACAACGGCUAGUGCCAGCACGUCCCUCGUUCUGCUGCUACUGCAGCACCCGGCGGCCCUCGCCAAGAUCCGACAGGAGCUGGCGGCACAGGGACUGGAGCGCGCAUGCCACUGCGAGCCAGGAUCUGCAGGGGGCGAUGCAGGGCUCGGGUCGGACUGCGUCUGCGAGCCGGACCUCAGCCUCGCCGCUCUGGGCCGUCUGCGGUACAUCGACUGCGUGGUCAAGGAGGUGCUGCGCCUCCUGCCGCCUGUGUCGGGGGGCUACCGCACGGCACUGCGCACCUUCGAGCUCGAUGGUUACCAGAUCCCCAAAGGUUGGAGCGUCAUGUAUAGCAUCCGGGAUACGCACGAGACGGCCGCGGUGUACUGCAGCCCACCUGAGGGCUUCGACCCAGAGCGCUUCAGCUCGGCGUGCGACGAAGCGCGAGGAGCAGUAGGCCGCUUCCAUUACAUCCCGUUCGGCGGAGGUGCGCGUAGCUGCCUUGGCCAGGAGCUGGCGCAGGCGAUGCUCCAGCUACUCGCUGUGGAGCUGGUGCGCACAGCGCGUUGGGAGCUGGCCACGCCCGCCUUCCCCGCUAUGCAGACCGUGCCCAUUGUGCACCCAGUGGACGGGCUGCAGCUUUUUUUCCACCCUCUCGCGCCUUCGACUACGCCAGACGGGCCACGAUCCUGA
This is a messenger RNA of Chrysochloris asiatica (Cape golden mole), 1569 nucleotides long. RefSeq names its product cytochrome P450 26C1-like. Gene Ontology annotation, biological process: sterol metabolic process. The transcript has 6 exons. The record is from RefSeq and is a predicted model, not a curated record. Lineage: Eukaryota; Metazoa; Chordata; Mammalia; Afrosoricida; Chrysochloridae. Bases 1 to 1569 code for a protein of 522 amino acids. Gene Ontology annotation, molecular function: iron ion binding; oxidoreductase activity, acting on paired donors, with incorporation or reduction of molecular oxygen; heme binding.